Anopheles funestus (African malaria mosquito) is the source of this 6355-nucleotide messenger RNA. Its product is annotated as cilia- and flagella-associated protein 44. Gene Ontology annotation, molecular function: protein binding. The record is from RefSeq and is a predicted model, not a curated record. Lineage: Eukaryota; Metazoa; Arthropoda; Insecta; Diptera; Culicidae. The transcript has 9 exons. Bases 154 to 5916 code for a protein of 1920 amino acids.
UUCUACCUUGGUUGCUAUGUACAUAUAACCAUGGUUACCGCUUGCCCGGCAUUCUGCAUUAAACACUAAACUGUUGUUUCCCAUAAGGAAUGGUGAUUCUUGGUAACCUUCGUCGAAUUGCAAACAUCAGUUUAAAACAACCUAUGGCAGGCAAUGGACCAACAGCGUGCAACAUCAUCAUCCGAUCAUUCCGCAAGCAAUACAGGCCGUUACGAUGGUAAAUCGCUCAUAUCCAAGCCGAUCCGUAAUUCAUCCUGUACGAUUCCAAACGAACUCCUAGAAUUUGACUACUCGUACGGAUACGACUGCAAACGUUACUUUAAUCUGUGCAAAAUUGCUGAAAAUGUGCUGGUGUUUGCGUCGGGAAAUUUGAUUCACUUCUUCGACGUGACAACACGCACCGUCACGACACGUCGCAGCUCUACCGGUGGAGGAAUCGGUUGCAUUACGACAAACCCGAGUGAAGAAUUCGUACAUCUCACUGUCGGUGAGAAUGGAACCGAUCCACCCAUCAUCAUCUACCAGUAUCCUGAGAUGACCGUUGUUAAUCUGCUGACUGGUGGUACGACCAGUGGCUAUUCGCGCAUUGACUACACCGUAGACGGUAAGCUGCUCAUUUCCCAAGGCAUCGAACCGGACUAUAUGCUCACGGUUUGGAAUUGGAGCGAAGGGGAAAUCAUUCUGCGCUGCAAGUCCUUCUCUAACGAUGUGCUUAAUGUGAUGUUUUCACCAAGUGUUCCGGGACACAUUACAACAUGCGGUCUUGGACAUAUCAAAUUCUGGAAAAUGUCCAGCACGUUUACCGGAUUGAAGCUACAGGGAGAACUCGGUCGCUUCGGUAAAACGGAGAUAUCGGACAUUGUGGGUAUUUUACCGCUGCCCGAUGAGAAAGUCCUUUCCGGCUGUCAGUGGGGCAAUGUGCUGGUGUGGGAAGCAGGUUUGAUCAAGUUGGAGGUAUGCCGAAAGGCUCGCAAACCCUGCCAUGAUGGUCCGAUCACGCAAAUUCUUAUGCGCGAAGGUGAAGUCAUGACUGCCGGGUUGGAUGGUCGCAUAAGGAUUUGGUUCUGGGAAACGGUGGAGCUUGCCGAUCCGCCCGACGACGAUCGGUUUGUAGAGAUUGAACCGAUCAUGGAGUUUCGCAUCGGAGCGGAGCUUAUGUGUUUGGUCCGUCGGCAGGGGGACUUUCAGUGGUAUGCACAGGAUGGCAGUGGAGGGAUUUGGUUGUGUGAUCUAACUCCUGCCCACCAUACGGAACCACCGCAGCAGCUGUUUAAGUGUCACGCCGGCACAAUCGUAUCCGUACAAACCAGCCCUGUCUCUAGCCAUGUAGCGACGCUCGGUAUGGACGGGAUGCUAUGUGUGUACGAUUACGGAAAGCGGGAACUCCUGCUUAGCCAUCGAUUUCAGUGUCCAGGCCAAACGAUGAUCUGGCUACCGCCAACACUCGAUCCAACCGGUGCCAUUCUGGUGCUCGGCUUUGCUGAUGGGUUUCUUCGCACGGUCGCCGUUAAUCUGCACGAGGGACAUCUUUCGUACCCGGAGAAUCGAGUUAAUCUGAUACAGCUACUGAAACCACACUCGCAAUCGGUCACCGCCCUUGGACUGAACAUUCGUGAAACUAUUCUCGUAUCCGGCUCGGAGGACAAAACGAUCUUUGUGCAUCGGUGUGUGCAGGGGAAUCCUCACGUGACAUUAGAACCGAUCGGGUUGGUUUACACACCGUCCGCCGUUACCUCGUUAAGCUGGAAGCCUGAUACAUCCGCUACCGCUCUCGUUGGCUGUAGACAUGGUCAACUGCUCGAGGUGGAACUUCCGGAGACACCGGUUGAUUAUACGACCAUUUCCUACCAUUUACGGCACGUCGAGAUCAGACAACUUACGUUCCAGUCGGUAAAGUCGGAGAUUAAGCGUAAUCUGCGCGUUGCCGAGAUUGAGAAACGCAAGCAAGAGAAACGGGCCAAAAAGCAGCAAACAUUGGAGCGUCUUCGGAUCGAGAAUCCUAAAGCAGAGAUCAACGAAGAAGCCUUCCUGGCUGACUCGGAUGAAGAGGAAGAAUUGGAGCCGCUGUACAUUCCUAAAGUGCCCAAUCCCAUACUGUGGGCACGGUAUACAGAAGAAGAUACUCUGUGGCUGUCAAUGGGAGGUUAUGAUGCAGGUUACGUCUAUGAGUACGGCUUUGAUGAUGAGGAUCCCUUAUCGUGCACGCUUAUACCUGAUCUGGAAGAUGUCGAGAUGACGUGCUACCUGAGAGACACUAACUACACCAUUUUCGGUACCGGAGACGGAGCCAUAAGAGUUAAUCGAACGAAGCGUGAUUUCCGGGAUCUUAGCGAUUAUUGGACGCUGCCGAUGCACGACAAUCGAACGGGACGAAUUACAGGGCUUGCAUUUAGUCACGAUUUUUCACACAUCUUCAGCGUCGGUACGGAUGGGAAUCUGUUCGCGUAUCGCUGGUACGGUGAAGGUGAACCGUUUCAAACCGUGCCACCAAAGCCGCUAGAAAAAUCCGUCAAGCGUGUGUUCGACAUAGACGAACGGAAUUAUCCAUCGCUCGAAGAACAGAAGGCAAAACAGGAACGUGAUCGGUUGGCGAAAAUUGUGUCCGAUCGUAAGGAGGGCGUUUUGCAAACUGUGGCAGGUCAGCGCAAACGAUUUGCGGCACUGCUGGAGCGUAAUCGUGCUCUACCGGAAGCCUUCCGCAUUCCGGUGACGGAUUUUGUGCUAGACGAACGUAUAAUGGACGAUUUGCGCGAACAGCUGGAGGCCGAACUAGGUCUUGUCCAUCGUAAAAUGGCGUUCGAUGUGGAAAAGGUGCGUAUUGCGGCUGGUAAGCUGCAACGUUUCUUUCUGGAGCCACUUGAAAGCUAUCCAAUCGAGGUACUUGCAGUAAGGAGCGGACAGUCGGUGAAAAGUUUUCGUAUCGAAAAGCUUGACGAUGAUUAUUUUCAAACCGUUGAGCAGGUGGAGAAAUUGGUUGCAGAAGAAGCAGAACGUAGACGAAUUCCCGAAGCAUCUUCCACCAAACGGAAAGAUCGCCGAAAAGACUCCCAGCUGCAGCGUAAGGAAUCAUUCCUCGAAGGGUUAUCCCAAUCAACGAUCGAUUUUAAGCUUGAGAGCAAAAUGCGUCGGCUACUGUGCAAGUAUCGGGAGCGGAAGAACCAAGAAACGAUUCGCCAGCAAGAGUGGGAAGAACAUAAAGCCUCCAAACCUGACCCGAAUGCAAACGAUCCGGCAGAUGAUCAAGCCAUCAAAGAAGCGGCUGGAUCGAUCGGUGAUUAUAAUCUGAAAAGUGAUCCCGAUUAUGAGCCUUCCGAGGAACAGGUGGAAACCGCCACAGGGAAAUACCACGAACUAUUACGUGUACGGAAAGAGAUGUUCACUUUGCGCAAGGAGUAUAACGCGAGAGUGUUUGCCCUGCGUGAGAAGAAAGUCGAGUUGAUGCGAUACGUGGCUAAACAGAAAGCAAAACUGAAACAAAUUCAUGAGGAAAUUCCGGAGGAAAAAUGGAAACAAUUUCCUCAAGACGUAACGCUAAACCUGGCAAUAGAAUACGCGGAUGAUCAAUACAAAUUUGAGGAGGAUCGUCAAAAUUUCGAUGCUGAGAAUGAAAUGUCCUAUCAGCUUCUGCAAAGAACCGCACAAAGCCAAGACAUGAUACUGAAGGAAGUUCUUGGAUUAAUGCUUCCCAAAGAAGAGCAAGCCAAGCUGACAUUAAGCAAGCACGAACGAGAGCUGCGAGAAUUACGACUCAUCAGAAAACUGUUCAAACAGGACAAAAUCAUCGACAAGGCAACGAAACGUAUCGAACAGUUCGAUCGUGAGCUGGAAAACUUGGCCCAGGAGCGUUUGCAGGUAGAAACGGAUGCGAAAUUGUUGGAAAAUUUUCAGUUGACGCUUUACCAGGAACUGUGGAUAUUGAAAGACUUCAGCAAGAUCGAAACCGACGUGCUGAAGAGUGUGGAGCUGGUUACAAUCGAGCGGAACGAGUUACUGCAGGCAGUUCACGAUGCACGUAUCGCGAUCGAACAAAUAGAGCUGGAGAUGGAACAAAUACAGCGCGAACAGCGCUCCAAUCUGCAGCGCUUUAACUCUACCUGUCUGGACAAUGAGUUUUCCAAGGUGAUGAAACGCAUCUACAAGAAGAAGUUUAAGCCGUGCAAAAUUAACGACAAUGAUUCGGACUCAUCCUCCGAGUACUCGUCGGAAGAUAUAGACGGCUUGGAGAAUGCAAACGAGGGUGAGGUUAGUAAGGUAUUUCUCGAUCUAGGCCAAUGUCCAGCCGGAUGUGAUCCGGAAAUCUACAACCUUGCCAUCCAGCUGCGCAAUGAGAAGCUUGAGCUGCAACGCCGUCACUAUGCCGAAGAUCGCUCGCUGAAGGAGGUGCAUCGGCAGUUGGAAAACUUGAAGCCAAAUCUUGCCGAUGCAGAAACCCGGCUAAAGCAACGGAACGGUGAACUGCUGGAGCUUCGGCGCGAAAAGCAACGGCGUCUGAACGACAUCGAUACGCUAAUCAUUGUCAAAAUGGAUCAAAUGCAGUACUUUCGCAUCGAGACGGAGUUCCACGAUGUGGAGCACAGUCUGCUGUUCAAUCGGGAAACCUUACUGAAGCUUUACGCACGUGUCGAGCAACUGGCGGCGGAAACACUCGAAACCAAGCGUAAGCAUCGAGUGAAUGUGGUUCAUCUGGCACGCAUGAAGACGGACAUUAAGUUUAUGCGACAGCAGUUGGUGUCCCUGAAGGAGGAGAUCAACGAGACGAUGAUAAAGAAGUUUGGCCGUGUGAUCGAUUUGGACGAGCUGGAGGAAACGAUACUGCGUCAGUACACGUUCGAGAUGAGAGCCAAUCUGGACGAUGUGAAGAAAACCUACGAGGAACGUUCCCGUGAACUGAAGAAACUGUACGCCAGCAAGCAAGACGAGUUGAAGAAAGUCAUACAGGAAGGUACCGAAAAGCUGCACAUUCUUACCGUGCUGCAGGAGGAGUACAACAAUCUGGUCAAAUCUCUCGCACAUCAGAAGAUUCUGUUGGAGCGCCGUAACCAGCCGCCACCAACGUACUCGGAAGAUUUGAGCAAAUUGCGUGAAAUUGCAAAGAUCCAGAAGGAACAGAUUAACAUGCUGCAGCGCGAGAUCCGCACGCUCAGCAUGAAGUGCAAACCACUGUCAGCGGAGAGUCCGGACGUGGAGAUCACUAUACCGCCGCCGGUAUGCGGGAAACCUGCGCCGGUUGCAGACGAAUCGGUCUACAACGCCGUCAUGGAUUCGGCACCACCCAGCACCCGGGCUAGUUCGCCAGAUAACUUCCUCUACAACGAGAUCUCUAGCCUGAUCGACGAUUUUCUGGUGGAGCAGCUGGGUUCGCGUGUGCUGCAGUCUGACAUCAAGCGCGUGGUUAACCAUCUUGCCCACUAUCUGUCCAACAUCAUACACAACUUUGCACCGGAGCAUGCUUCCGAUCUGCUGCCGCACAUAAUCGAAAACUUCAAAUCAUUCAUCCCGGAGGAGCUGCUGAUAACCAUUCCACCGCAGGCUAUUGCCGAGUUGAUCGAGAGCAUCUUUCGCACAUUCAAGGAGGGUUACGAUAUCGACACGAAGGAAAUCUUGGGCGAGAUUGUUAGCAACAGUCUCGAGAUGAUCUUCCCAGCGUCCCAGAACUACUCGCACAACAUUCUGGUCGAUAUUAUGAAGCAGGUGUUGGCCACCUUGCACAUCGCGGACGUGAACCAUCCGGACACGAUCGCGUUCAUUGCGAACGGCAUACGCCACAAGCCCGGGAUUGAUCCAGACGGCGUCAACGUGGAGUUGAUGUGCGAGGAGAUCCUGCUGUACGCACAGGAGAACACGGUUGAUGAGAUCGGUCUGGAUUUGGUGCGGGGUGUUAUCGAUGGCAUUCUGCAGUGCGUUCGAGAGCAAUAAGCACUAUUGGGAAGAGGUGCGGGGGAGGUCGGAGGAACUAAAGCGAGAUGUAAAGAUUGUAGAUCGAUCAGCUGUACGCAACGUGUGCGAUGGUACGCAAAAUGUCAAGACACGUUUAUCGGUACCCAUUUACAAGGAAUUCAAUAUAUAUCGUGUGCGUGUUGAUGGGUGUGUUGACUGUGUGCGCUAGUUUUCGGCACGUCAUCACGACAAAAACAAGACCCCACAACAGGUAACGGGCCCUUAGCGACAGCUACAUAACGGGGGCCUGCACAUGAAUGUCAUGCGUCCGUGGCGUGCGCCCACGAGAAUGACGGCAACGACGACGAGCUCGGUGGUGGUGAUGUUAUCUAUCUGUUUUCCACCGACAAUGGAACCAGCUGCAACAGAUGCGUACGCCGUUAUCAUGGUGGUGGAAGUAAACAACACUUUUGCUAAA